AUGAAGAUUGACAAAGAACCUUCUCCUUCAGGCCAAGAUGUUGGUACAUCAAGCAAAGAAGAAAAGGAGAACAAGAUUGAAGAUAAACAAGAAUCUUCCACAUCAAUCAAGAAAGCUCAAGAGCAAGAAUCAAGCUCAAGUGCAGCUUCAAGUUCAAGUGAAGAUGAAAAUGGUAAUGAUGAAGAAGAGGAAGAUGAUGAUCAAGCAAGUUGUAGCUCCUCCGAUGAUAGUGAAGAAAUCAAGCAACUUGUGAAAUAUGUCAACAAGCUACUCAAGAAGAUCAACUCAAAGGGUGUCCCUACUACCAUUGAACAAUUAGUGAGCUACAACCAAAGAAAAAAGAACAAGAAAAAGGAAUAUCUUGGUUGUGGCGAAAAAGAGCACUACAUUGAAUAUUGUCCUCUCAUGAAAGCAAGACGCAAGCAAAAGAAGAAGGAAAGAAAGGCAAGCAAGAAGGCUUUCACUAGCAUUGCAAAGGGUGGAUUUGAUAUGACAAGCUCAAGUGAUGAAGAAAUCCACCACAAGCCACGUACCUUCUUGCCUUUAUCAAGCUCAUUUCAUAUUUGCCUUAUGGUCAAAGAAACUUAUGAUGAUCUCAUUGCCCGAGAAAAUGACGAGCUCAAGCAAAAAGUAACAAGGCUCACAAAGGGACUUGACAAGGCUAAAAGAAAAGAAAAGUUGUGA
This is a messenger RNA of Panicum hallii, 684 nucleotides long. Its product is annotated as NKAP family protein CG6066-like. Bases 1 to 684 code for a protein of 227 amino acids. Lineage: Eukaryota; Viridiplantae; Streptophyta; Magnoliopsida; Poales; Poaceae. The transcript has 2 exons. The record is from RefSeq and is a predicted model, not a curated record.